UAAACACUGUGUGUAAGUCACACCCACCGUGGCUUUGUGGCAGCAGAACCCCCCCGGUCUCCAUUGGGGUCCGCUGCUGAUAAAGCUGGACUUUGAGCACUGACGGACCUCGGGCUGUGUGCUGUGUGCUGUGUGUGCUCUGGGUGUUUCUUUGAAUACACUAUGUGGGGCAUUUGCAGCAGAACGAUGUUCUUUGUGUUGGAUGUGUACAACAGUGAUGGAACUCCACUGACAUCCGAUCAGCUCUGCGUUCAGCUGGAGAGGAUCUGCAGCUCCUCAACGCAGGCCGACGUGGAGCCUGUGGGCAUCCUUACCACCCACCAUCGCGACUCCUGGGGCAAGGCCUACGUCAACCUCAUCAAGGAUAAGACCAACAAAGAAUCCGUGUCAGCUAUCCAAAGGAGCAUCUUCGCCCUGUGUUUGGACGGAGCCAUGCCUCGAGUGUCUGAUGAUACCUACCGCAGCUCUGCCGCCAUCCAGAUGCUGCAUGGAGGAGGCAGCCAGUGGAACAGUGGCAACCGCUGGUUUGAUAAGACGCUGCAGUUUAUUAUUGGAGAGGACGGGACGUGCGGUGCGAACUACGAGCAUGCCCCAGCUGAGGGCCCACCCAUAGUGGCCUUGAUCGACCACGUUGUAGAAUACACGAGGAAGCCAGAGAUGGUUCGGUCUCCCAUGGUCCCUUUGCACAUGCCCAGGAAACUGCACUUCAACAUCACGCCUGAGAUUAAGAAGGACAUUGAGGAAGCCAAGCACCACAUGAACACACUGGCCCAAGACCUGGAUAUGAGAGUCAUAGUAUUUGGCCACUUUGGGAAAAAUGUCCCGAAGGCCCACAAGAUGAGCCCUGAUGCUUUCAUACAGAUAGCCUUACAGCUGGCUUACUACAGGAUGUACAAGUGCUGCUGUGCCACAUAUGAGAGCGCCUCCCUGCGUAUGUUCAGACUGGGCCGUACCGACACUAUCCGAUCAGCCUCAAGCGCCUCGGCCGCCUUCGUCAAGGCCUUCGACGAGCCCGGCAAACAGAACACGGAGAAGGUUGAUCUAUUGGUGAACGCCGUGAAAGCACACAGGUCAUACACUAACAUUACACCUUCUGGGCCUUAAGAUGGUGGCUAUUGAGGAAAAACUACCCAUACCUGCAAUCUUCACAGACACUGCCUACGCCAAAGCCUUACACUAUCAGCUAUCUACAAGUCAGGUACCGUCCAAGACUGACUGCGUCAUGUGCUUCGGCCCCGUCGUGUCCAAUGGAUACGGCGUGUGCUACAAUCCCAUGAACAAUCACAUCAACUUCGCGGUGUCGUCUUUUAACACCUGCGAAGAAACCAGCGCAGCGCGUCUGGCCCGGGCCGUGGAGGGGGCGCUGCUGGACAUGAGGACACUGCUGGAACAAACCCCGAGAGCCAAACUGUGAAGCUCCUCCAGAGUUUACUGAACGUCUUCGUAGAUGAAGUGGACGAUACGGUGCUGCCUCCUAAUGAGUCACACUCGAUAGGAAGACCAUUCUUUGUGUGAUUGAGUGACACUUGACCCUACCGCUGCAGCUGGUAUUCUGAACCAGUAUUCUGUUUUCUCAGCAUGUUAUUGAUCAGCAUUGUGCACUUUAAAUCAUGCUUGUGUAAUGUGGUACAAUCCACACACACAUCCACACACACUUUAAAUUAAUAAUGAUGCACACUUUUCUGCUUCAAAAAGUAACUGAAAUAUCAACAGAAAUGAUCUUUUUGAUGGAUAUUUUCUGAUUUUAUCACCCACGAGUCAACCCUGUUUUGUCUGGUUUAUGCCUCUGUGCCUUCGACCUCCAUUGUUGCUUUAAACCUAUUAAAGUCACCGGGCUGCACUGCUGCAUUAGGUGACAUGUUGUUUCAUUCAUAGGUGGCAGUAGUACGCACAUUGUUUACUCUAGUAGAAGUAGAGAUACAUAUCUGAGGUAUAAACUCAGGUAAAAUUAGAAGUACUGAAUCAACUUCUUUACUCAAGUAAAAGUAAGUAAGUACAGGUGCUGAAAUGUAAUCAAAUAGAGUGGCUGAUGGUGAAACUAUUGUAUGCAGCAUAAUAAGCGGAUAUUACAGCAUCCUGCUUUAACUUUCAUUUAGAGGGUACAAAGACUACAUAACAGACCCUAUCUUGUAUCCAUCUAAUUCCCCCUCCUCUUUUAUUCUGAAGGUCCGUUUCGGAAGUCUUAUCACUUCCUUUGAACUGUAGAUUUUUUUUGGUUUUGUUUUUAUGCCUCCCACUGCACUGUUUCCUGUACACAGAUUGUUAGACAGAGCGUGCAGUAUAUUGAUCCAUGGUCAUUUCUACCAUAUGACUCCCAGCAGGCUCUGUGUGUUUUUUUUUUUUUUUAGCCACUUGGUGAGAAAAGUCAGGCUCAAAAUCCUGUAAAUAGGAUCUUUUCUUGACUUUAUCAGUUUUAUGUUGCCAUGUUUGAAAAUAUGUAACAUUGCCUGUGUUGUGAAAAGUGCCAAGCCACAUAUUUUAAUUUCGAAUCAUGUUUUCAGAUCAUUUGUAAACUGCAAAAUCACUGGAUCUUCAUCAGAUAGAAAUGUCAGAUGAGACUUUUGUUGGCCAGUUAGCAUUUCAGCCAUGUUUGUUGUGCAAGGAGAUCUAAUUAAUCUGAAUGUAGAAAUGAAGCUGAUGACACAGGGAGAACAAUCGAGCAGGAACAUUGCAUAAUAAUGGGGAGUGUGUGAUGGGGGAGGGAGAGGGGAGGAGGUUAUUGAUGGUUGCUCAAAUUGUUCAACACUUCUUCCCAAAUGAAAUGCUUAUUUUCUAAAAGCA
Messenger RNA from Morone saxatilis (striped sea-bass), 2781 nucleotides. RefSeq names its product carnitine O-acetyltransferase a (gene crata). Lineage: Eukaryota; Metazoa; Chordata; Actinopteri; Moronidae. Gene Ontology annotation, cellular component: peroxisome. The record is from RefSeq and is a predicted model, not a curated record. Gene Ontology annotation, molecular function: carnitine O-acetyltransferase activity. Gene Ontology annotation, biological process: carnitine metabolic process, CoA-linked.